Messenger RNA from Trichomycterus rosablanca, 915 nucleotides. RefSeq names its product serine/threonine-protein kinase pim-1-like. Gene Ontology annotation, cellular component: cytoplasm. The transcript has 4 exons. Bases 108 to 725 code for a protein of 205 amino acids. The record is from RefSeq and is a predicted model, not a curated record. Gene Ontology annotation, molecular function: ATP binding; protein serine/threonine kinase activity. NCBI's taxonomy places the organism in Eukaryota, Metazoa, Chordata, Actinopteri, Siluriformes, Trichomycteridae. Gene Ontology annotation, biological process: protein autophosphorylation; negative regulation of apoptotic process; regulation of mitotic cell cycle.
AGAGUGGCUGUGACAGAUUCAUCACCAUUAUUCCAACCCCAUGCUAACCAUGUCUGCUCAAAUAUUAGCCUGGUGAGAAGAACGGUCUCCCUGUAGAGGUGGCGUUGAUGCUGAUGGUGUCCGAGCCACCUCGCUGCGAACGUGUCCUGGAGCUCCUGGAAUGGUUCGACAUGCCCGAGUGCUACGUCUUGAUCCUGGAGCGACCCGCCUGCUGCAUGGACCUCUUCGAAUACCGCAGGAACGGCUCACUUCCCGAACAUCUGGCUCAGGUCAUCAUGUGGCAGGUGGUUCUCGCCGCCCGUCAUUGCCGUGAUGGUGGCGUUCUCCAUCGGGAUAUCAAGGAGCAGAACCUUCUGGUCAGUUUCGACACGUUAGAGGUCAAGCUCAUAGACUUUGGCUGUGGGGACUUGCUCAAGUCGACACCCUACAGACGUUUUGCAGGCACCAUACUAUACGCCCCACCUGAAUGGAUCGAGGAAGGUAAGUAUCAUGGUUGCGCUGCAACGGUGUGGAGCCUGGGCGUCCUUUUGUUUGUUCUAGUGUGUGGAGAGCUGCCAUUCUGGAAUGAGAGGGAGAUCGCUGCUGGACACCUGAUCUUCAAAGCUGGUGUGUCUAUGGGUGAGCUUCUGCCUGGUGACAGCAUGGUGCGACUAGUGACAGAGCUACCGGUUUCCUCGGACUGCGCCGACGCGGGUCCGGAUCAUUCUCUUGUUUCCUAUAGGUGAGCUUCUGCCUGGUGUCAGCAUGGUGCGACUAGUGACAGAGCCACCUGUCCCCGGACAUCGCGACGGCCAGUUCGGGUUAUUCUCUAAUUUCCUCUAUGGAGAAGCUCCUGUCCUGCAAUGCCGGUCGCGACGGCCUCGCAAGCCGCGAUGGGGAUUCGCGACUCGGUUUCAUUUUCCUUUGUUAAAACGU